GUUUUUAGGGGUGGCGCGUAUUGGCCACCGUUUGCUCUCAUUUAAUGCCUACGGGGUUUUUUUUUUUUGCCCCAAAGAGACACUCUGACUGCACCUGAGUUCUUUAUGCCCAGAUUUGUGUGUGUCGUGGCGUUUUUAAUGCUUGAUGUCAGAGGUGAUAAAUGGCCGCAGUAAUGGGGAGCCCCUGAAGCACCUGCUGGUCUGACUGUGGGGGAGGCUGGCUGGAGGUGGGACGGGAGAAAUGAAUCAGGGAUCCUGUUUGGGUAUUCUGCUGAAGUUAUCAUGUUUCUGUUCAACUAUACCAGUUCUAGAACAAGUUGAUAAAUCCAAUUCUAGGACUUUGUGAUAGAAGAGGUUUGAGUGGCAAAGAGACCCGAGAUGACCUGGUUUGGUUAAGAAUGUCUGGGGUAACCGAAGUCUCUCUUACCGUUUCCCCUUGGCAUGUUCAUUUCCUUGCUGUCACAAAUGCCCAAGUACACGAAUGAUGGCAGAUAGGAAAGAAGCUAGCUGACAGCAUUUAGCACAGGCCUGAGCCCAAGAUCGAGAUGUUUUCAAAUGAGCAAAUGUCUAGCUGGGAAAAGGAAAAUCUUUUUAUCUGCAGGUUUGGUGGGUUGACAGAACGUGCUCUGUGAGAACUGUCAGUCCAUACCCCUACUUCAUUUUGUGUAAUGCCAUAGAUAUUAAGGAUUCAGUGGUCAUGACAGCCAUAGAUGCCACUCCUAAGAUUUGUGUGAUUUGAAUUUUCAUAAGUCAUAGUUUAACCAAAGCAUUACUACGUAAAGGAAUCCUAGAGUGAAGUCCUCUGUAAACCCCUCUGUGUGUCUUGGAUUUUGAUAUUUGGAGUCUGUUUAAAACAGAAUAUGCAUAUUUAUUUGGAUUUGGCUUUGCCUUGGAGAUAAUCCUGAGUCAUGCUUUAGAGAAGUUCCUUCUGUGAUCAAGAGCUCACAUGUCUGGUGGUCUCUAUAACGGCCGAGUGUUCCCUUUUACCUGUAGGUCUCCUUCUGGAGCUCUGGGGAAAGGAGGAUCCUGGGGGAUUGGAAGCAAUUUGCGAGGGCUUGUCUUCCAUUUUUGCCCCGUCUCCAUGCCAGUGCUCUAAAUUACUUGUGUUCACACUCUCAAGUUUCUCAUUUUACUAAGAAAUUUCGUUUAUGCUCCUGCCAUUGGUAUUUUCACAUUUGUUUAAUACUUGCCAGUUUACAAAUAGUUUUUCUACUCAUGGUCUCUUUUAUUUUCUCCUUUUCUGCAAACAAGAAGCUGGGCAUAAAGAAUGAUGUACCCAGGGCCUCAUAAUUAGUAACAGCAGAAUUGGGAUACAGAUCCUCAUCAGUAACCAGUUCUCUUUCCUCUGCACUGGCUUGCGUGUGACUUCAGAACCCCAGUCCUGAUCUGUUAGCCUGUAGGUCGGUUGUUGCCUUGGUGUUGAGUCUAAGUGGUAUCAUUUGGGGAAGGUGGUGUUAUCCUGUGUUAUCUUGUAGAAACUGAGGGUAAGAGGAAUCUUACGAUUUUGCGACAGCUCUUUUGCGACAGCUCUUUAGUAUUAAGAUAACUUUUCAACCUAAAGCGCCUUUCUUCUAGACCACGUGGAGAGAGGAGAGAGAAAAAACAAUUAGUUUUAGGAAAAAACAAUCCAUUUCUCCAGUGGUAUGGUUAAGGGUAACCUAACACCAUAAUCACAUUCUCCUUGUGUACCUGGCUACUUGUGCCAGCCUGUAUGUGAAUGUUAACCCAAAGACUCCUUUAGAUGUCACUGAACUAGUUACUAUAAAAAGUAUUUCACUUUCAAACUCCCACAUUUCAAGAACAGAGACAUUCAGUACAAAGGUUAUUUUGAAGGUAUGUAUGGAUGGAAUUUAUUGUGACUUUUCUGAAUGCCAGAUAUAAAGAUUUCAGUAGAAAGGCAUUUUAAAAGGGCUACGUGGAAACUUAGGGAAGGCAGUAAUUGCAGGUUUUUAUUAUUUAUUCAAGUUUGGGGGUAUGUAUUGUAAUGUAUAGGCUGUUAAUAUAAGAGUAGGACUUUUGCCCUGGAGAAUUCUUGGUCUGUAGCAGAAAUGAUAAAGCCAGAAUAUUUAUGUUAAAUUAGUUUGUCAUAAUCAGAAAGUCUUUAACUGCACUUCUGCAGUGGCGAGGAGAAUGGCUUUCAGGGGUUCUUAGGUUAUUCUUUAUUAACUUGUUGAAUUGUGCAUUUUUCUGAUUUCCUACUUUAGAAAAUUCUUAGCAGUUUCUUUUAAGGCUUUUAUAAAUUCUUUAGUGUUUGUUUUCCUUAACUUAAUCAUUUGCUGACAUUACACUGUCAGAAUUUAUACGUUAAUCAUGAUUAACCUUUGAAGCUUAAAUGUGGGUGAAUUUUCAGUACUGCGCUAUCUUCUUUGGGAACGGUCAGCCAGUUGUUUCCACAAGAAUUUUAUUUGCGCCAAAGGUCAGAUCUCUUCAGGUGAACUGAUUUUACAGGGUCAGAAGCCUUUCUGUGAACUUUAUAAUUGUGUGUGCUUGGCUGCAUUCACUGUUGUUUAAAAUUAUCUUUAGUAAAGAAAGUCACUUUAAAAGAAAAUUUUUUUCAUUAUUACCCUCGUACUCUCCAUUCCUGGCAAAUUUUCUGAAAUAUUAGAUUUUUCUUUGUCUUCCUCAAGUGAAACAGGCCCAUUUGAUGCCCAUUUUGAGCUCUUCCUUCUGCUGCCUGUCUUGUGGUCAUUUAACUUCUCAUUAAGCCCUCCGCUGGAGACUGUGCCAGAAGGGGGAGAAGAUGAAAAGCAAAUGAAUCAUUUUUUAAUUGUUAGCAGGUCUGGAAAAUGAUUUAGUAGAAGAGAUUGAAGCUAUUCUGGAAAUUCUUUUGGAUUAUGUUUUAUUUUAUUCAUUUACACGGCCUCUAAGAUAUUCCUAAAAGUCAUCAAUUCAGAGGCUGAUUAUCCAGCUGUUGGAUGACCAGGAGUCUUCCUGCUUUUUUAGGUUUGUUUCUUGCUGUAUCUAAGCAUCGCCAUAGAGGAUGUUUAGAAGUAAGAAAUAGAGACAAAAUUUAAUCAAUACAGUUUUUUCCCGUGGAGCUCUUUAGUGAACAAUUUGAUUUUUUGGGCCAGUUUAGUCAUUGUUAUUGGCAGUGACUAAUAGUAACUUCGUUUAUUUUGGUGUAUCUUAAACACAAGUGUUGGAAGGCUUUUGGGUGCUUUUUAAGAAACAUGGGCUUGUAUAGAUCCCUACAGUUGCUUUCCUCGGUUCCUGAGCCUGAGGUUUCAUUACAUCUUUGUACUGGAACAGGACCUUGGCUUUUGCCAUGGAUGGAUUCAGGGACAUCAUCUAAUUUUCUGUUUAUGAUUGCUCAGCAAGUUAUCUUGUUUUGAUUUAGCAGUAAAAAAAAAAAAAGCAUUGAUAGUGGACAGACCUUGCCAACAGCUGUAACAUUGAUGAUGUCUGGUUUCUUCCCUGUCUUUGGUCUCCCAUUUCUCCUUUAACCGUUCGGAUCUUCAUGGAUUGGAGUUCUUUACUUCACUUAAUACAGGAGGACAGCAGCCUUCAAUCAUACUAUUUUCCUGGAACCUGGGCUCCCGGAGACGCAGCGCUGGAGCAGAUGGAUAAUGGAGACUGGGGCUAUAUGAUGACUGAUCCAGUCACGUUAAAUGUAGGUGGACACUUGUACACAACGUCUCUCACCACAUUGACGCGAUACCCGGAUUCCAUGCUUGGAGCUAUGUUUGGGGGGGACUUCCCCACAGCUCGAGACCCUCAAGGCAAUUACUUCAUUGAUCGAGACGGACCGCUUUUUCGAUAUGUCCUCAACUUUUUAAGAACUUCAGAGUUGACCUUACCCCUGGACUUUAAGGAAUUUGAUCUGCUUCGGAAAGAAGCAGAUUUUUAUCAGAUUGAGCCCUUGAUUCAGUGUCUCAAUGACCCUAAGCCUUUGUAUCCUAUGGAUACUUUUGAAGAAGUUGUGGAGUUAUCUAGUACACGGAAGCUUUCUAAGUACUCCAAUCCAGUAGCUGUCAUUAUAACCCAGUUAACCAUCACCACCAAGGUCCAUUCCUUACUAGAAGGUAUCUCAAACUAUUUUACAAAGUGGAAUAAACACAUGAUGGAUACCAGAGAUUGCCAGGUUUCCUUUACUUUUGGACCCUGUGAUUAUCACCAGGAAGUUUCUCUCCGGGUCCACCUGAUGGAGUACAUUACAAAACAAGGUUUCACGAUCCGCAACACCCGGGUGCAUCACAUGAGUGAGCGGGCCAAUGAGAACACAGUGGAGCACAACUGGACUUUCUGUAGGCUGGCGCGGAAGACGGACGACUGAUCGCCAACCCUGAGAGAAGGUCCUGGAAAUUGACUCUCCAGCAGGUGGAAGAGACUGAUUUUUUUUAAAUUUCAGUGUGGGAUUUUUUUUUCUUAAUAUUUGUAUUUAUUUGAAGGCAUUGAGGACCAGAAGGAAGUUUUGUGCUUUAGCAGACUCCUCUGUUUUGUUCCCUUCAUCCUGAGUAUGCAUGUGCCUGUUCAGAGCCUCCAGAUACCUUUUUUAUAAAAAGAAGUUGGAAAAUCAUUAUGGUAUAUAAUCUACCCUUAACAGAGCUUUUUUAUUACAGUGCUAAAAUGAUUUCUGAUUAAAUGGUCCCUAACUCAACUAGAAGGCUAAAAAUGCAGGAAUGAAAGAAUAAACAGAGUACUCAUGAGGCCUUUGAGAAAAUUCAAAACAUCAUGUAGGGUGACCUAGUUUCCAAACCAAUAAGCAGUAUUGUAAUAUUAAAGGAAAACUGUUCCAAUCAUUUAAAAGUACUUGUUAAGUACUGCUUUUUACAGUUAUGACAACUGU
This is a messenger RNA of Equus quagga, 4786 nucleotides long. RefSeq names its product potassium channel tetramerization domain containing 6 (gene KCTD6). The coding region runs from base 3458 to 4273 and encodes 271 amino acids. Gene Ontology annotation, molecular function: cullin family protein binding. The record is from RefSeq and is a predicted model, not a curated record. Gene Ontology annotation, biological process: protein homooligomerization; ubiquitin-dependent protein catabolic process. The transcript is spliced from 3 exons. Lineage: Eukaryota; Metazoa; Chordata; Mammalia; Perissodactyla; Equidae.